This is a messenger RNA of Exophiala bonariae, 1734 nucleotides long. RefSeq lists its product as uncharacterized. The coding region runs from base 1 to 1734 and encodes 577 amino acids. The record is from RefSeq and is a predicted model, not a curated record. NCBI's taxonomy places the organism in Eukaryota, Fungi, Ascomycota, Eurotiomycetes, Chaetothyriales, Herpotrichiellaceae. Gene Ontology annotation, cellular component: nucleus; cytosol. Gene Ontology annotation, biological process: protein folding. Gene Ontology annotation, molecular function: ATP binding; ATP-dependent protein folding chaperone. The transcript has a single exon.
AUGAGUGACGAUUCCAACGGGGCGCCAACGCCUGGCUCCCCCGAACAAUAUGCCAUUGGAAUCUCCUUUGGCAAUUCUUACAGUUCAAUAGCCCACAUUUCUCGUGAAGGCAAAGUCGAAGUCAUUGCCAAUGAGGAGGGCGACCGACAAAUUCCUUCCAUCCUCUCCUACAUUGACGGCGAAGAGUUCCACGGGACCCAGGCCAAGUCGCAGUUGGUUCGAAACAGCAAAAACACUGUUGCAUACUUCAGAGAUUACAUUGGCAAAGAAUACAAGUCGAUAGACCCCACCCCUUGUCACGCAUCAGCACAUCCGAUCGAAGACAAGGGUGUCAUUGCAUUCUCUGUUCAGGAUACCGAAAGCGAAACACCCAACAAUGUCACGGUGCCAGAAUUCGCAACCCGUCAUUUACGCAGACUGAAGAACUCGGCGACGGACUUCUCUGGAAAGGCUGUGACUGCUGCCGUGGUCGCCGUCCCAACCGACACCAACGAAGAACAAAAGUCAGCCAUUGCAAAGGCUGCCGCAAACACCCAAGUCGAGAUAUUACAGUACAUCCCAGAACCCAUUGCAGCCUUGUUGGCAUAUGACUCUCGCUCCACAGAGCCUGCUGCUGACAAGGUAGUCCUUGUCGCUGACUUUGGCGGAAACCGAUCUGACGCCGCAGUAAUUGCAUCCAGAGGUGGCAUGUACAGUAUUCUGGCUACCGCUCACGACUACGAGUUGGGGGGGACACUACUAGACCAGGUCUUGGUUGAUCAUUUUGCGAAAGAGUUUGAAAAGAAACAUAAGUCUGACCCUCGGAAGAAUGAAAGAAGUUUGGCCAAACUGAAGCUGGAGGCUGAGUCUGUAAAGAAAGCCCUCAGCCAGAGCAACAGCGCCACCUUCAGUGUUGAAAGUCUCGCAGAUGGUGUCGAUUUCAGAUCCACCAUCAACAGGAGUCGUUACGAGAUCCUAGCGCUCAAGGUCUUUGGCAGAUUUACUCGCCUCGUCGAGGAAGUCAUCAAGAAGGCCGAGCUGGACGUCCUUGACAUCGACGAGGUCAUACUCUCUGGAGGGACUUCUCACACACCCAAAAUCGCCAAGAACAUCGAGGGUAUAUUCCCUGAAUCUACACAAGUACUGGCACCUGCCACGACACCUACCUCGCUGAACCCCUCAGAACUGUCGGCUCGAGGCGCCGCUCUACAAGCCUCGCUGAUUCAGGAGUUCGAAAAGGAGGACAUUGAACAAUCCACACACGAGAUGGUUACUGUCACACCCCAUAUCACCAAGGCCAUUGGAUAUCAAUACACUGGUCAGACCGUAGACUCGUUCACGGUCAUUGUCCCCCCUGACACAGCAGCACCCGCACGGAGAACAACCGUCAUCAGCGGGCUAGAAGGCGAUGUCCUCAUCCGCAUCAGCGACGCGGAGCGAGACAUCAAAGUGACGAAACCAGCACCAACGCCAAAGCCCGAAACCAACGGUGCCAAAGCAAGUGACGACGAAGACGACGAUGAUGAAGACGACGAGGACGACGAACCCGAAGAGAUCCGGGAGAAGGUGUGGAAGGUCAAGACAGCGCUGGCCGAGUUCGUGUUCAAGGGCCUCAAGAAGGGCUCCAAGGUCGAAGUCACCGCCAACAUCGAUGCCGACCUCGCAUUGAACCUGUCGGCUCGACAGCUCGGCGGGAAAGGCGGCGUGAGAGGCGAACUCAAGGCCCCCGAAGUGUCGCAGAAUGGAAGUGCUUAG